Plasmodium fragile is the source of this 2022-nucleotide messenger RNA. RefSeq lists its product as uncharacterized. Bases 1 to 2022 code for a protein of 673 amino acids. The transcript has 4 exons. NCBI's taxonomy places the organism in Eukaryota, Apicomplexa, Aconoidasida, Haemosporida, Plasmodiidae. The record is from RefSeq and is a predicted model, not a curated record.
AUGCCACCCCCGCAGAGAAUCCUCCUUUUUGGUGACGAAAACUUCAGCUUCUGCAACGGCUUCCUAGCCGAGCACGAUGAGGACAUUGUUGAAGUUUGUAGUUGUUUAAAAGAAAAUGAAUUAAAACAAGAAAGUAAGACUAACAUUCAGGCACUAAGCAAGAAUGUAAUUAUCCACUAUGGCAUUAACCCAGUUCAGUUAAAAUCUAAAUUCCCUCCGAAUACGUUUGAUGCGCUAUAUUAUAUUUUACCCGGGUUGUCAUUUCAUGGACAUCCAGAUUUUAUCGAUCCACAAACGGAAAUGUUUAAGUUACGUUUAAAUUUGUUUUGUUUUAGUUUUUUAAAAAGUAGUAAAAAUAUAGUCAAACCUGAUGGUUAUGUGUAUAUAUUAUUUCCUGACGAAGCUUCCGCGCAGAGUGGCAGUGGGCUACCUGUGAAUGAUGGAAACGUCGAUGGCACGAACAAUAAUAAUGACAUGGAAAACAGCAAUCAAAAUAAUGACAACAGCGAAAAUGUCGAAGGAAACAGUAACCCUAACAAUAAUACAAACAAUGCAGUGUCGGAGGGACUUGGAGAUGCUGCUCAGGGCAAGAAGCACGGUCUACCCUUCCUGCCUAUAGAACCGAAAAAGUUAGCAAAAUUUUGUAACGUCACAAGAGACUACAGUAAAGAUUAUAAUUUAAACCUUGAUGUGCAUGAGAAUUGGCUACCCGUCCUGUUCAACAUGCCAGUUGUGAACGAACUGCCCGACUGGGUAAAGACCUGUAAGUACUACUGCUUCAAAAUGACCGAGUUGCCAAUCAAUAAGAAUAAAAAUAACAGAGGCGCAGGUAAUAACAAUAUGGGAGAUGCGGGAAAUAUGGGCAAUGAACAGAACCAAGAUGAUGACAAUCAAAAUAAGGAUGAUGAAAGUGGAGGCGCAAAGAGGGAAGAAGGAAAAAAUGACGAAGAGAAGAGGCAAGAUGGGGACGAAGGAAACGAUAACAAUAAUGCUAAUAAUAACGAUAUGAAUGCGCAGGGUAAUGAAAAUGCCGGAAAUAAUGCAGAAAACGAACCAAACAAAGAUAAGGAAAACGACCCUGAUGAAUACAAUGUUUUGAAAAUACCUCCCCAGGUGUUUGAUUACCCCAUCGAAAAACUGGGGCAUGUGAAUGAGUGCUUCUUGUUUAAGCUAUAUUCUGUAAACAGCAAAAGUGUCCUUAUUUCGAGGCUGACUCUCAAGUACGAUCCCAGAAUUUCAGGAUGGAAAGGAGACAAUAAAAUUAAGAAAGACAUGCUUAACAUGAACAUGUCCAUGAACAUGGGAAACAUGAAUAUGAACAAUAUGAACAUGAUGAAAAAUAUGAACAACCUAAUGAAUAUGAAUAAAUUUAAAGGAGGAAAGUACAAAAAUAAACAACCGAAAAAUGAUUUCCAACAGCAGUUUAAAAAUAACUUAAUGCAAAAUAAUAUGAACUAUUCAUUAAAUAAAAAAGGAAAUAUGAAUCUCCCUCCGCCUCCCCCAAAUAAUUUGAAUAUGCAACCAAAUAAUGUGAAUAUGCCAAAUCAGAAUAUGAAUUAUAAACAAAAUAACUUUCCAUUUGUUAAUAAUUUUAAAGGCAUGCCGAAUAAUUUAUCUCAAAAUGUACAAAGUACUAUGACGAACAUUCCGAUGAAUGUCAAUCCGAACCUCUCCAACAACAUGAUGAACCCCUACCUUAAUGGAGCCUUCAACAACAACUUCAGGAACAACAUGUACCAACAAAACAUCCCCAUGCCUCCCCCCAUGGGAAACUUUAACAAAAAAAUGUACCAAGGCCACAACAUGAACAUAAAGAGAAAAAACGACAUGUACAACUGCGACAAUAUGGAGAAGACCUACGACAACUACAUCAUGAAGGAAAACUACAAAUCAGACGAUGACAACAAUAUGAACGUCAAUGCGUGUAACGAUGACUACGAUCUAGAUCAGUGCGAUUACAACGCGGGCAACUUAAAGAACAUGCAGAACAAAAAUGCAGAAGAUGCUGAUUAUUACUUGUAA